UUUUGAACAGAAAAUGUAUUUUAUUAAUAAAAGUAAAAUAGUAAGCAAUACAAUGCAAGAGAUGAAAUAGAAAAAAAAUGCAGUACAAUAAAAGAAAAAUAAAAGAAGAAGAAAAAACAAGCUAAACCCAAGAGAAAUCUGUAGACUGAGGCCUAGUCCUCAUGUUGUGGCGCCUUUUAUUUUUCUGAGAUUUCCUGUAAAUUUUGAGUUGUGUGUUUAAAUUGUCCGUUGGUAUGCAAUUUUUCGUGGUAAUGAGCUCAGAUUUGUAACAAAUUGCUUUGUUGAAUUUGGAGAUCCUUAUUUCUUUCUGGUUUGAAAUAGGAGGACGACAAUCACUUUCGGUUGCAUGACCUAAAAAGUCAUUUGAGAAGAAAGAGUCAUCACUAUGAUAGAAGCUGUCUGACGCGUCUGAGUAGGCUUGGGUCAGUGUCAACUCGAGUGGUAUCCCUGGAUAGUAGACUUGUUGUUUGUCGGGACUUACUGACUGGACUUAAGAGUUGAGAAUCAGUUUAGAGAUUGAUAUAGGAUCCUCGAUCUCUAUAGUAACCCUACAAAAUUAGAAAAAAUUAUGAGGAAUUUAAACAUGUCGUAUUUUUACGGUCCCACAGGAAUAUGAAUGGAGGUGCCCCUGUCUUUAGCCAUUUUCACGUAAUAUCCAAAGAAAUCUUGAUAUCUCCAAAUCGCCUUAUCUGUGUAAGGUUGGACUUAGAGUGUUUGAACUGGGAGAUGAACCGGAUGUUUUGAGAAGCAAGAUCAAUUUUGAAAUGAAUCUUGUGCAUCACAGAUUUUUUUAUUUCAAAAAGGACUACAUCUCCUUUUUUCUAACCGCAAAUUUGAAUAAUUUUGAUUCAAUUUUGACCGAAUCAAAACCUUCCUCUACGAAGAAUGAAAAAUUUUCACUAUCUAAGUUAGUGGUUAAAGCUGUCUCCAUCUGUAUUAUCCUAGAAGCGGAAUUUGAAUAAUGGUUCUUGAGAUUAUUUGUACAGGUCUCACCAGGCAGGGCCUUUGAACCUGUGGCUGAAAUAGCAGCUCGGUCCUUGUUGCUGAGAAGAGAUCCAGAGCUCAUUUUGUUUUUGUCAACGCGCAGGAGGUCAGCCCAUGUGCCUCCAGACUGAAGCUGUCCGUUGGUUGCCAGAGUAACCACAACGUUCGUGUCAGCUGGUGUCUCAGCCAAGCUGUCUGGCGAUGGGCCUGCUGUGCUUCGCAACUCAAAAUCGCCGGUCAUAAAUUGGGGUCGAUUUUUGGUUCUACGAUGAUGGUCAUGCCUACCCGUCGCUUUUUUUCUCAUUUGGGUCGGCGAUAUCUAUCUGCCCUGAGGAUGCGUUGGUCUCUGGGGCGACGACGCUUGUGGUGGACUGUGCACCAUGAGCCAUUAAGGAGAGACCGUACAUGCUUGAGUUCUCAUUCUAGCAUGUCCACUGAAACAUGGUCCGGGCUCUCACUGUCAACUUGACAAAUAAGAAAAAAGGUCAAGCGAACAAAAUUUGGAGAAUCAAAUGAAUCAAAUACCAUGUGUUGUGAGUCGAUUGAAAGCAAAAUAUGUUGGAAUAAUUUUCUCUCAAAUAGAUCAUGAUUCUAAACAGCAAGCUUUUGAAAUCACAUUGACGAAUGAGAAGGAAUUGCAAAAGGUGACCCAAAAUCCAGAAGAAGAUGAAGAAGAAGGGUAUCCCCACCAUUUCUUGAAGCUUUGAGGGAAACUCAAAAUAUUGAAUAGUACAAUAAAAUAUGUGAAAUUUUCAGCAAAUGUGAGGGUAAUUCAAAUGUACUUGUGGCGGCUGGAAAUAAACCGGGAGAGUAUCAUUCGGAUUUCUUUUCAUUCACAAUGUGCAGCAAAUUUCUACAAUUUUUUCCCUCACUCUCACAACAUAAAGCAAUGCAAAUCCGGAUAUUUGAUCAUGAAAAGAUUGUCAAAGUGGGUGGUCGGCGAAUUGAGCCCUUCUAUAAUCGUCACCGAGCUAGAAGUGUGAAGAAGAUGGGUCAUCACGCCCCGAACAUGAAAGACUGAAAUUGAGAUGAUGAGUCGAGCCACGACAAUAAAUACGACACUGCUUGGGAGGUAACCCAUGACAUGUGAGUAGUUUCAUAUUUUUCUUUGAUUUUUUUAAGUGGUGAGAAAAGGCACCCUAUUCUUCUUUUUCUUCACACCCCAAGCUCUAAAACCCCCAAAACCACCAAAGCUACACAGCUUUUCUUCUUCAAAUUCACCCUACCUUUUGAACCAAAUUAAUCCAAAAAAUCCCAAGACUUUCAUCUUUUCACUUCCCUCCAAUCUCAAAUCCUCUCAAAAUUCUUGAAACAUCUCACCCCACCUCUAGAAUUUCAAAACAAAACUCCAAGCAAUGGGAAUGGCGAGCACUAGGGACAAUGCUCGGUUUAGCAAGGAGGAGAAGACUCUUCAUUGUAUAUACGGUAUUUAUUCUACAUUUCUUUUUAAAAAAACCAAAAAACAAAAAUUAUAUAAAAACAAAAAAAGAAAGAAUUAAUAAAAAGAAGAAAUAUCAGUUAGGUUGAAAACUCGAAUGGGAAACCUAAGCAAUAUUGGCAAAAAAAUGAUGAGUGAGUCUAAGCAAAAAAAAAAAGAAAUGAGAGGCUAGGAAAAAAAUGAAAAGACUUCUAAGCAAAAUGAGAGAAAUGGCAGAAAUUGUUUUAAGAUGGAUUUGGCGAUACAAUGAACAAGAGGACCAUGAGAAACAUAGAAGACAAGUAAACCCAAGAUCAUGAAGUGUGUAGUGCAUAAGUGAAAAUAUUUCACUUUGUAAAACACAUUCUAUAAACAUUACUUGGUUGUCUUUUGCUUGUUCAUGUUUGUUUAAACUGUUGGAGAUACAGUGACUUUACUGGAGGAUGAGUAAAGAAACUAAGCAUGGAGGAGUUCAUAUUAUUGUAUUUUUAUUAUGUAUUAUAUUGCACUGUUAAUUAGUUUCAUUGUUGGUUAUCGCGGAAAUUACACAUUUUUGGUGUAAUUAAUUUAUUUUCCUAGAUGGAUGUAAUUUGUUUAGAUUAUGUUUAUUUUGAGCUUAAAAGGCGUCAAGAUCAUUCAAACGAUCAAGAUUGGACUCUAAAAGAUCAAGAAAAGUGCAAAGGGACAAGACAAAAAUAAGAUUAGGAAAAUUUUUCAUAUACCCGUUUGGUUCUAGGCAAUACACGAUCGGGUAUUGAGUUGAUUCGGGUGUAUGGCUCAUACCCGAUCGGGUAUGUUCGGAAAAGUGACUUUCCGGGAAACUACCUCAAAUACCCGAUCGGGUAUUCUAUAUACCCGGUCGGGUACCAAGCCAUGCCACUUCUAAACACCUAUAAAUACACCCAUUUUCCUUCCCAAUAAAAUCAUCAAUUCACAUAUACUCUUAAGCUCAGCUUAGUUAAGUAUUUUCUUUAUAAUUUCUAGUAUGUUUAGUCUUCAAAUGAGGAGCUAAACCCUUCCAUCUUGAUUUUGCUACAUUAAAGCUUAUUGAUUUGUAAGUUGUGAGUUAUUUUCUUUAAUCAUCUUCCUUGAAUAUUAAUUACAUUCGUAUUCAUAUUCCAUAUUAAUAUUUGAGCAUUACUUAAAGGAUCAACUAGUUUUGUUUCAUAUAUUAAUUAUUACUAGAAUCGAUCGACGAAUACGCUUGUUAAUCGUUCGCUCCUUUCAUGGUAGUAAACUUGGAUUAUUAAUACAUGUGUCUCAUGGUUAAUAAUCAAAGGUGAAUUAAUUAUACUCCCUCCGUCCCUUACAGCUUUGUCAUUUUUCCUUUUUGGGACGUCCCAAAAAACUUUGUCACUUUCCCUUUUAAUCAAUUAUUUUGUGGUUUCUGUUUUUUCUCUCUCCUCUGCACAAAUCUCAACCACACAGUUUUUACUUUAUUAUUCUCCGUGCCGGUCAACUUUGGCAAAGUUUUAAGGGACGGAGGUAGUAUUGAUUAAACCAACAAACCACUUGUGUUGAGGUUAUCAAUCUCAAUCGAUUUCAUCUUACGUUUUAUUGCUACUAUCGGGUCAAUAUAUGGCACAUGUUCUAUAUUCACUUGAUAGUAAGUUUUAUUGAGGAACACGUUUCGUUAUUAAUAACUACCCUUGAUGAAUUGGAGAUACUCCAUGAUUGAGUAUUCGAGAGGAAGAUAGUUAAAGAUAUAAUCGGGAUCGAUGAAAAUUUCAUUAAGUAGAAAAAAGCGAAACCAAGUCUCAAUCUCUAUUUUAUAAAACCACAUAAGUCGUUCAUCUUAGUGUUAAAUUAAUUGAAAGAAUGAUACUAUAUUCCUUUCCCCGUGGAUACGACACUAUACUACGUAUUAGUGCAAGUAUUGAAUUUUUUUUAAGCACACAAUGACUCUAGUGUCGUCACUCUACUAGCCGGUCUGUUGUCGUCUUCAAUUUGUACGUCCCCCUGUGCUUUCUAAACCCAAAGCCGGUGAAACCCUCUUUUUGUACUUGGGGGUGAGCACGUCGUCCAUCAGCUCUGUGCUCAUCCGCAAGGAUGAAGGGGUACAGAAGACAAUUUUCUACGUAAGCAAGACGUUACGGGAGGCCGAACUCAGGUACUCCCCCAUUGAGAAGACGGUACUGGCCAUCAUCCAUACAGUGAAAAAGCUAGGGCACUACUUCCAGACCCAUGUCGUCCACGUCUUAACUCAGCAACCCCUCGGCGCACUCAUGCAGAGCCCCACCAGUUCCUCAUGAAUGGUGAAAUGGGCGAUCUUCCUCAGCCAAUUCCAGAUCAAAAUUAAGUCGAGGUCAUCCAUCAAGGGACAGGCCUUGGCUGAUUUCGUCACCGAGUGCACAGCCAGGGAGACGGCCGCUACCACACCCGGGUCAGAGCCAGACGAAGCAUGGACUCUCUUCACUGACGGUUCAUCGGCCGCCAAAGCAUGUGGGGGCAGCGUCGUCCUCAUCUCCCCUGAAGGAUUCAAAGCCUAUUAUGCCAUCCGCUUCAACAUCAGGGUAUCCAACAACGAAACCGAAUAUGAGGCCCUCCUCAGCGGCCUUAGACUCGCCGCCGGCCUCAAAGCACGACACAUCAAAAUCAAGUGUGAUUCCAAUUUAGUCGUGGGCCAGAUCGAGGGCUCAUACGAGGCCAAGGAGGGGAGGAUGAGACAGUACAAGCAGGCGGCCGAGGAGCUGCUCAAGGAAUUUGAAACCCAUGAGAUCACCCAGAUCCGAAGGGCGGAGAAUGUUGAGGCUGACAUCCUCUCCAAGCUCAGCACAGACACUCCAGAGCACAUCUCCAAAAUAGCCAAGGUCGAGGAGCUGAGCAUGUCCAGCAUCCAUGCCAGCCCGGUCAUGUGCAUCCAACAUCGGCCGGAGGACUGGAUCACCGACAUCACAACCUUCACGUGCCGGCUGGGGGACGGAUUGGGAACGAGGAAAGAGCCAAGCUAACCAAACUCAGGGCCCCAAGCUACACCAUCGAGGAUGGGAAACUUUACAAAAGAUCUUACAACGACACUCUCCUCCGAUGCUUGCACCCAGAUGAGGCUGAAGUGGCCAUGGAGGAAGUCCACUGCGGCGUCUGCUCCUCAUAUCAGGGCCCUUUCAGCAUGUCCCGGCGUCUCUUCGUCCAGGGCUAUUUCUGGCCGAUGAUGGCGCGGGAUUGUGCCAAUCUUGCAAGGAAGUGUACUGCAUGUCAGGCGCUUCAGAAGGCCCCUGGUCGGCCAGCCGUCAACUACGCCCCGGUCAGCACUGCAAUCCCAUUCUCAAGAUGGGGAAUCGACCUGGUCGGCCCUUUGCCCAGAGCCGCUGGCAACGACCGCUACAUCAUCGUCGCCGUGGACUACUUCACAAAAUGGGUCGAAGCGGCACCUUUGGCCAGCAUUACAGGAGUCAGAUGCCAGAGGUUCGUCCACAAGAAUAUCCUUACCCGCUUCGGCGUCCCCAAAGAGAUAAUAUCCGACAACGGCACCCAGUUUGAGGCCGCACCCUUCCAAGAGCUCCUCCAGGAGUGGGGAAUCAAGCACCGUUUCUCCUCCGUUGCCUAUCCUCAACGUAACGGGCAAGUUGAGAACGCCAACAGAACCAUUCUGGAGGGCCUGAAGAAGAAGCUCGAGGACGCAGGAGGCAGCUGGGCCGAUGAGCUCCCCAACAUUCCGUGGUGCUACCGUACUACGCCGAGGAGGGCGACGGGCGAAACACCCUUUGCCCUUUGUUAUGGCUUCGAGGCAAAGGCACCAACAGAGGUCACUAUACCCAGCUGACGGGUGGAGCAGUUCUUAGGUUCGUGUUUACUGUUCACCUUCUUCUUCCUUUGCUGUUUUUCCAGAACUAGUUAAUCUUUUUUUGGGCCUUUGGAAUGAAGAAGCUAUUAGUGAAGUAGCUUCAAAAGUGGGUAUUCCAAUCACCACGGAUAAAAUUAACCAACAAGGCGAGAGAGACCAAUUUGCUCGUGUUUUGAUUGAAGUUGAUGCUACAAAAGAACCUAUUCUUGAGUUCAUGAUUCGUAUGCCGAAUGGGAGAAUGCAUAAACAACAUGUUUUUAUAAGACCUUUCCCGAUUAUUGCUACAAUUGCACUACUUAUGGCCAUCAUGCUUUCACUUGUCCUAAGCUUAAUGUUGUUGAGACAAAGGCCAUUGAUAAGGCACUGGAGAUUAAGAAAAAAAGGAUGGUAUGGAGCCCAGAACCAUGGAAGAGGAGUUCCAAGUGGUGAAACGUAAGAGGAACCGCAAGCCAAACCCUAAAGGAAAAGAAGUGGAUAAUACCCAACAUGGCAAAAACAAUGCCAAUGCUACUAGUGGUGGGCAUAUUUCUAAUAAAGAAAAGGAGGGCUCAAGUGAUGACGAACCUGUCUCUCAUAACCUCCCUCCACCUCGGCAUAUGCUUACGAAGAAGAAAGGGAGUGCGAAUCUGGAAGUGGUGGCUGGGGAAAAAGACAUAAUUAUGCCGGUUUUUCCUUUGCUCCAAAAGAAUAAUGGAAAACUGAUUGACCACAAGAAGAAGUUCCCGGUUCAAAAAUAUAACACAGAAAGUGAGUAGGAAUGGGAAGGAAGAAGACUCCUUAGCGUCCAUGAAAUGGAGCCGGAUGAUAUUGUCACUAAUUUUGAACCCGGUGAGGAGGGCGUACAGGUGGCAUACGUCAAGAAAAAGCAUCAACUAGAAAGCUACCUAAAGGUUGUUCGAAUUGGAAUGAUUUCCGGAAAGAACCGGAUCCGGAUGUCCCGGGAAUUAACUUUGUGGCAUACGUCAAGAAAAAGCAUCAACUAAAAAGCUACCUAAAGGUUGUUCGAAUUGGAAUGGAUUUUCGGAAAGAAUCAGAUUCGGAUGUCCCGGGAAUUAACUUUGUGGAUCCUUGUCAUGUCUCUCUCCCCGGUGGUGUGCGCUCAAAACAAUGGUAUGCCAUUAAUAAACUGAUUUUUAUUCCUAAAUUGCUAGUUUUUUUUUAUAUAAAUGCUAGGCACAACUUGAAGUUCCUCGCUAGGAAGGAAAAAGAGCCAAUUGGUGAAGUGUUGAAGAAGAAGAAGGCGCCUAAUGACACAGGCAACACCUCCGAGACCUUCAUCUCACUUGAUUUAUGUGUGUGCUUACUUGGAAUGUGAGAGGGCUCGGUAAGAUCUCAAAACAAAAUUCCGUAUUUAAUAUUAUGCAUACUAAUAAUAUUUCGAUUGCUUGUUUACUUGAGACAAAGAUGUCCACCAUCAGUUUUGGGAACAUGGUAAAUAAUAGAUGGCCCGAGUGGUUGUCUAUUACAAACUUUGACCAUAUCACCGGUGGUCGGAUGGGGAUCAUUUGGAACCCGAAUUUUAUUGAUUGUGUGGUUAUUGAGGUGGUGAAACAACAUAUCCACUGUAAGUGUAUCUGUAAAACCACCCAAUCCCUGUCCUUUAUCACUUUCGAUUAUGCUCUUUACAUAUUGUUGAGCGUAGGGGGCUUUUUGAGCAUCUUGCACAGGUUGGGAGUCUUAUCACCGAUCCUUGGAUGGUGAUUGGCGAUUUUAAUUGUGUUUCCUCUCCCACAGAAAGGGUGGGUUCACCCCCCCUAAUGCUUAUUUCAUGAAGUAUGUUAUUGACUUUAAAGCUUACGUCGGUGUUUGUGAUGCACCCUCUACCGGGGAGUUUUUUACAUGGAACAAAGGAACGCUAUGGGCAAAGCUUGACAGGGUCCUUCUAAAUUCGUUUUGGGCUCAAAAGAAUGUUGAUUGCAAGGCUCACUUUUGUGAGAUGGAUGCGGAAUUUGAUCAUACGGCCGCCGUUGUGACCAUGCUCCAAGAGUCUUCAAAGCGAGCUAAGCCUUUUCAAUUUUUUAAUAUGUGGCUUAAACACCAUGAUUUUUCGAACAUUUUGGCGUAGUUUUGGAAUCAACAUAUUGGGGGCACGGCACAAUUUUCUUUGUGUAGGAAGUUAAAGCUCCUUAAAGGGCCCCUCAAAUAGCUUAACAAAUAAGACUUCGGCCAUAUUUCUAGGAAGGCGAAGGAAGCUAAGGAGGAGUAUAAAAGACUCCUUAAACUGUCCUUAACUUCCCCUUUGGAUGAGGAGGUCACUAAUGAUCUUAUGCUUGCUAAGAAGAGAUCCAUUUUAUUGAAAGAAGUCGAAACUAGCUUCUAUCAACAAAAAGCAAAGCCCACUCAUAUUUUGGAAGCGGAUAAGAGCUCCAAGUAUUUUCAUGCCAUCGUCAAAAGGAAUACGGCCCCCCUUUUAUUUGUCCUUUGUCUUGAAUAUUUUUCAUGCUUGGUGAAGAUGAAAACGAAGGUUUCGGGGUUUAAUUACCACCCCCUUUGUUCCUCUCUGUCUAUUACACAUUUGACAUAUGCCGACUAUCUUAUGCUAUUCUCAAGGGGCGAUGUUCAUUCUAUCAAUAUCUUGGUGAAAGCUCUUGAAGAAUUUGGGGACACUUCCGGCCUCAAAAUUAACCAUGGUAAAUCUAGCAUUUUUAUUGGUGGUGUUUCAGACUAUGAUAUUUCAAAUAUCCUCGACUUGGUUGAUUUUGGACGAGGGACCUUCCCCGUCAAGUACUUGGGUAUACCGUUUGCCCCUCUUCGGGUUUCUGUUGCCCAAUACUCUCCACUAUUGUCUUGAAUAAUGGACUUCUUUAACGGCAAGAGGGACCUUCCCCGUCAAGUACUUGGGUAUACCGUUUGCCCCUCUUCGGGUUUCUGUUGCCCAAUACUCUCCCCUCUUCGGGUAUCCGACAAGAGGAUCCGAUGCCCCCCUUUUAUUUGUCCUUUGUCUUGAAUAUUUUUCAUGCUUGGUGAAGAUGAAAACGAAGGUUUCGGGGUUUAAUUACCACCCCUUUGUUCCUCUCUGUCUAUUACACAUUUGACAUAUGUCGACUAUCUUAUGCUAUUCUCAAGGGGCGAUGUUCAUUCUAUCAAUAUCUUGGUGAAAGCUCUUGAAGAAUUUGGGGACACUUCCGACCUCAAAAUUAACCAUGGUAAAUCUAGCAUUUUUAUUGGUGGUGUUUCAGACUAUGAUAUUUCAAAUAUCCUCGACUUGGUUGAUUUUGGACGAUGGACCUUCCCCGUCAAGUACUUGGGUAUACCGUUUGCACCUCUUCGGGUUUCUGUUGCCCAAUACUCUCCACUAUUGGAUACUAUAAUGGACUUCUUGAACGCUUGGAAUGCAAAAUCUAUAUCUUAUGCCUGUAAGCUCGAACUCAUUCGAUCGGUUGUACAAGGCUUACAAUCUUUUUGGCUUCAGGUUUUCCCGGUUCCCCAAGCUAUUUUGGACAGGAUCGUGUCUAUUUGUAGGAUUUUUGUUUGGGGUGGUAAGUAUGCAAAAGUGUCAUGGGAUGACAUUUGCCUCCCAAAGAAUGAGGGUGGCCUUGGAAUUCAUUGUGCUAAAGUCUGGAAUGAGGCUCUUCUUGCGCGUACUCUUUGGAAUAUUCACAAAAAAGAAGACACCCUUUGGGUCCGAUGGGUUAAUGGCGUUUAUCUUAAAGGAAAAAGUGUGUGGGAUUUUUCCCCACACAACCGGGACUCCCAGCUUAUGAAGAAGCUUUGCCUUAUUCGUAAUAGGAUCUCCCAGAAAUUCCACAACACCAACGAGGCUGUUAUGACUUUGAACAAUAUGUGUAACAACGACAAACUCAUCUCGGCAAAGGUUUAUGAUUUACUACGCACUAAGGGGACGGCUAGACCUUGGAUGCCUUUUAUUUGGAAGGGGUACAUUCCCCCUAAAUUCUCUUUCAACGUUUGGCUUGCUUUCCGGAAUCGGUUACCAACUCAAGAUAAUCUUUCCUAUCUUAAUAUGGUUAACUGGUGUGACCUUUGUAAGGGUAGUUUAGAAACUACACCACACCUUUUCUUUGUUUGUUCUUUUGUGUGCAGUAUUUGGACGAAGAUAAGGGACUGGAUUGGGAUUACAAAACAGAUGACCACCUUGGAGAAAGCAAUCAAGUGGAUUAGGAAAGACCAUGAAGGUGCACUCAUCAAAUCAAAAGCAGUUCGCUUGGCUUUUUGUGCGACGAUUUAUUGGGUUUGGCAUACUAGGAAUGCCUAUCGCUUUGAUGAUAUUACGAAGACUGAAGACGAUGUGGUAGCAAAGAUCAAGCACGUGGUUUACAAGAUCCUCUACAACAUCUACCCUUAUGAUUUGAUCACUUUUUUAUUUCUUUAGCCACAGUUAGUGUAUGUUCUUUUGAACUUUUGGUGUGUGCAUCUUGCAACACCCUCUUAUGGCUUUUUUGUCUUGGUUGUUUUUUGGACCGACCCUUUAUUGGGUGUGUCUUGCCUGAUUAGAUGGUGAUCAACCUUGUUGGUAGGUUGCCUUAUAGUUUUGGACGCAUGUGUACAUGUUAUUUUUCGGAUGAUAUAUAUUUACAGGUUCGUCCAAAAAAAAUAAAAAGCAGGGAGAGGUCUCACAGGCUCACGGAUUCAUAGUAGUAGAAUAGUAUAAGCUUGAGAAGAAUUGGAUAUGGCCGAGCUGCAACAGAACCUUUGAAACUUGAAAGAGGUUGAUGAUUAUAUUGAUUGCAUAAAACAUUUAAACAUCAACUUUGGACUUUGGAGGAAAAAAUGUCAAGGUGUCGUCUAUUACGAACAUGUGGAACUUCAUUCUUAGCAAUAGCUCAAAUUAUCUGCAAAAGAAUGCAAGAGCUGAAGGCGCCAAUAGGACCACUGUCAAAGAAAAUUAUAUCUUUAUCAACUUGUGCACUUCCCUUUAAAUAUGGAUUCCAAAUCCAAUGGCUAUCAAUUCUCUUGUAUAUAGCAGAUGAAUGUAUCCUGAAAUCCGAGACGAUAACCGAAACGGCUUUUCCUCGACUAACACCUAUAUUCGACAAGAUUCACGAACUCGCCAAUGUGGUCGACCGCCUUCCGACAGUAUUCGAAGCGACAUUAAUGAAUAAGUUCCCAGUACUAAUGCACCGGGUGCCAUUUCUUGAUUGGGCAUUAGUCCAUUUGAUAGCAUGGCUAAGUUUUCUGGUUUCAGCUCUCACUCAUUGGGGUUCUAAAAACACGAAAGAAAAGGAGAUAACCGUUGACAUGGGUUGUAAUGACCGUAACCAUGUCAGACGCACUAAGAAAACCGAGAUUAGUGCGUCUGAGAAUGCGUCAUUCCAAACACAUGAUUCACCAUUUCCCGCUCUUCAAUGCACAAAAGGCAAACGGGGACCGGUAAUGGUAUCAAGUCCAGAGAGUUCAUCCCCGUCGGACAGUACUAAAAUGGAUUGUACAGAUAUGUCUAGUAUGAAUGGAUCAGGAAAGUGCAGCUACAAGGAAGUUCUAACUAAAGGGGUGAAAGAUGGAGACAGUGAAGUCUUUAAUAAUGCUAAAGUAAAGAAACAUGGAAUCGUUCCUCUGGACAAUUAUCUUAAAACCAUGAGCUAUGAAGAAGAAGAAGACAAGAGAGGACUACAUGUACCCAGUGAUCAAGAUAGUGUCCAUAGAAACAAGAAAGGGAAGGUGGAGAAAGAUGAAAUCUUGCAACUGUUUGACACUAGCUGGAGUCUAUGUUGACCUAAAGGGAUUUUGCCAAUGCCACCAAGUGUCAUAUAGUGUGUGUAAAUUAAUAGAUUAGAUAAUGUAACAUUAUCUAGUUUUGUAAUUAUAGGACAGCUUAUGUAUUUAAGCUAUUGACAUUAAAAUUAACUGUCAAGUCAUGAUCUUGAUAUUUUAGAAUGUAAUCACAAAUUUUAAUAUUAGCUCCCACUUCGAUGCAAUGUGAAACAAUAGAAUUCUUG
Cuscuta europaea is the source of this 12079-nucleotide messenger RNA. NCBI's taxonomy places the organism in Eukaryota, Viridiplantae, Streptophyta, Magnoliopsida, Solanales, Convolvulaceae. The record is from the annotation of a GenBank genome assembly.